Lytechinus variegatus (green sea urchin) is the source of this 4787-nucleotide messenger RNA. Its product is annotated as nucleoporin NUP42-like. Gene Ontology annotation, molecular function: metal ion binding. The transcript is spliced from 7 exons. The record is from RefSeq and is a predicted model, not a curated record. NCBI's taxonomy places the organism in Eukaryota, Metazoa, Echinodermata, Echinoidea, Temnopleuroida, Toxopneustidae. Bases 63 to 1439 code for a protein of 458 amino acids.
AGAAAGAGAAAACCUUGAAUGAAUGAAUUGGGCCCGGGAAUCGGGACUUUAUAUCAUAAAAAAUGCCUGUUUGUCGUUAUUUUCAACAAGGAAACUGUCGAUUUGGUGAUAGAUGUCGAUAUGAGCAUCCUAGAAAUCAGUCAGGGUUUGGCAACCAAGGCAGUUUCAGAGGUGGCGGAGGAGGAGGAGGAGGGGGAGGAUCCCAGUCACAGUAUAAAUGGAGCAGCUCAAACUAUGGUACCCAGCAACACUAUGGUACCCAGCAACACUAUGGUAGCCAGCAACAGAGGGGUCAAGGAUCAAGGGAUCUCUUUUCAGGAGGAGGAGGUGGAGAUGGAUCGUGGGGGAACAGAGGGAGCCAUGGUCAGGGAGGCUACCAAGGAGGAGGCAGGGGAUCUUGGGCUGGAGGUGGAUCAAACCGUGAUGGGGGGUUUAGGGGAGGAGGAGGGGGAAAACAAGUGAAUUUUAAAGAUUCAUUCAACACUUUCCAGGGAAAUAAGUUCGGAGCGCUUGCUGACCAAGGCUCAAGGGACGAUAGGAGCAACCAGGCACAUGGUAACACACAAGAUGUCUCUGCCCAGGAGAUUAUGGAUGGUAUUCUCUAUGACAUGGAGGAAUGGGAGAGUGGGAAGAUGUGGCCUUUUAGCUGUUACGGACCUAACAAAUCAAAAUCUUGCUUGGCAGGUCUGGAGGAUUUAUCCCAGGAGGAGCUUCGAUUCUUAGCGUACACCGCAGAGAAAGCUAAGCAGUUUGACCAAUAUAGGGCAGCCUGUACUACAGCUAUGGAUGCAGUGAAGAAUAAAAGGAACCAGCUUAAGAAGCCUUCCCAGUCCAUGAAGAACCAAUUGGUGGACAUAUACAAAGGAGCAUCAGAUAAGAAUCCAUUUGCAGAAGCCAACUCAACUAAUAUUUUUGGUAACAGUGUCCCGUCCCUAACUGACAUCUUUGGUGCCAACCUUGCCAACAUCAAAGUGGCGUCAGAUUCCAGCACAAGUACAGGAACAAUGUUUGGGAAGCAACCAUCAACAGGUUCAUCUCUUCUAGGUGUCUCACCUGGGGCAGCAGAAAGCGCACCUGCUGCGCCAAGUAGCUCUUCACUCUUUAACAGAACUCAAGGUCCCACCCAACCUGUCUUUGGUGGUGCAGUUGGGAAAUCAGAUACACCAGCCCCUGCCUUUGGAUCAGCGCCGUCCAGUAGUGCUUCUUCCGCUUCAUCGGUCUUCGGAUCGGGGUCACAGACCUCUGUAGGAUCCGGUACAGGUUUGUUUGGUAAAGGACCAUCGACUCCAACGGUAGAUCCCCAGCAACAGAAGGCAGAGUCUAGGACUUACACCCCAAUGGCAUCAUUGACUCCUGAAGAGAAGGAACAGUUUGAAGCACCGAUAUUCACUUUAGGGAAAGUACCUACAAGGCCACCGCCCAUUGAAUUGGUGAGAUGACACAGCUGACCAAUGAGAACAAUGCACUGUAAGACAGAAUGGAAGAAAAGGAAUAAUUCGAUGCUGACAGUCAACAAGACAGAGAUAUGGGAACAGACGGUCAGGAUACACCUGAAUUUAGAAAUGGAAAUCAGAAUAUUAUUCUUUAUUCCAAAUUUGGCAUUUUAAUUAUCGUCAUUUGUGUCAAUAUUUGUUUCCUAGGGUAGACACUACUUACGAUAAGCUUUACUAUUGGGUCCUUCAUAUUGUACCCUCCUUCAGUCUAAUUUGCUAGUCACCUAGUUAGAAGGCAGUGGGUCACAUUUUCUUACCUGUAAUUCUUUGGUAUGCUUCAACAAGGACUUGAACCCAUGGUCUUCCAAUACAGAUGCUCUCUGGGGAUGUGCACCUGAAAGAGGUAUUUGUAUCUACAGAGCCUUGGGUGAACUCUUUCAAACACAGACUAGACCAGCACAAAAGGGAUAGCAGAGUCCUUGUACAGACUUUUUACCCGGUGGAAGGAAGUUUCCAACUUGACAAUCAAUUCUGCUCCUUGCAUACACACCACUUCCCUAUUUUAUAUUCAUAUUGCAUGAAGAAUAUUUCAUUACUCCAUGUGUUAUGUGUGAGUAUCAAUUAAUCUUAAAAACAAGACAAGCCCGUUUUUGGUAGAUCAUAGCGGGAGUGGUGGGGUUCACUGCAUGAUCGUGUCUGUGUCAUCAUCCAUACAAAGCCAUUCUAAAAACUAUUUUGGUUUGACAUGCAGGUGUGACACCAAACAUAUCUUCAGAGCUACCUGGGCAUGGCAAAUUUGGUCUUGGAAGUUGUGUGAUAUUUUAAAGUAAAACAGAUAUGAAAGUUUGCAGCAACAUCUCAUUUGCAUUUUUCGACUUAAUGCAUGAAGUGUAACAGGCAUUCUGGGCCUUGUCAAGGUGAUAGGAAAACACAGUAUUAAAACAUCGUAGGACAUGUAUUAAUUGGAUAAUAUCUUUAUUCUGAAGUCGGGUCUAAUUCAAAGUCUGGCCUUAAGUUGUAGUUUAACUAUGAAUGGCCAAAAGGGAAAUAAUCUCUAAUGGUACAGGUUCAGUUUAUCUGCUAAUUUGACUCUCAAAUUGUUUCUGUCAAUAGUAGAUAAAUAAGUUUUCUUCAUCAAAGCAUAGUAAACAUUAGAAAUAUGCAAUGUAAACAAAUUUUUGACAUAUCUGCUUCCUAUAAGUUUAGCCCAGAAUUAAACCAUGGCUUAUAAAAUUUUACAGACUUCAGAAAAUGGGCCAUAGUGGUUACUCUUUUGCUGGUGAUAUCAAAAUGUGAUUAUUCUUAUCUGGGUACCGUAACACAAAGAAUAGCGAUCGAUCGUACGGUUGAUUUUCACGAUGGAUUGUACAUUGUAGUCGAUGGAAUCAAUCAUAGAAAAAUGUUCUACAAUCAUUGCUAAGUUUUGUGUUACGGACCCCUGUUUUUAUUGCAGUUGUAGAUCACAACAAUGUAUAUCAAAACUGACAGGGUUGAGGUCAAGUAUGAGGUGUCAGCCAUGAUAAUUGGGAGAUUAUGCAUGUAGGUCUAACAUCUCAUUUGUGUCAUCUAAACAAAUGAAUGAAGAGAUUAUUUCUUGUUUUUAUAUUUUUGUCCCCAACACAAGCUUUUUUUAAUUGUUUUUCUUUUUCUUUAUUUUGGGUGUGAAUGAAAAUUAUUAAAGGGGUACUCCAGGCGGAAAAUUAUAGAACUCUUUUACCGAAAAAAUGCAAAAACUUUAUUACUUGUCCGGUUAUGAUGAAAUUUUCACUGUUUUUUUUGUCAGAUUUUACAAAUUGAAACACAUGAUUUUCAGGCUGGGGUACCCCGUUAGAAUUCAUGGUAAAUGGGAAAUUAAAGGGUUUACUUGUCAAUCAUGUUACAAUGAUAAUGAAAGAUGACAUCACUUUCUAUAAAGUUUGCCUUUUUAUAUUUGGUAUGGUUAAAACAGUUGAAUUAAUGUGACUAAAAACAGAGAUUGAAUGAAUUCAUUAUAUAUGUUUAUGAUGAUGAUUUUAAUGAUUAUGAAAAAAAACAGGUGAUCAAAGAGAUCAGGAAUAUAAUGAUGUAAAUCGCAAACUGAAUUGGACUGUUCAGGAAUGUGUAGAUUCAGACUCUGUCCAUCUUACAAAGAGUUGUGAUUGAUUCCAUCAAAGUCAAUUUGCAACUGAUUUAAUUUUGUGUAAUUAAGAUCAAUAACAAUUUGAGUUUGAUUUUAAUCUUGUGGAGCGUUGGGGCCCAGUGGAUUAGUCUUCUGACUUUGAAACAGAGGGUCAUGGGAUUGAAUACCAGCCGUGGCGUAAUUUCCUUUUCCAUCCCAGGUGAAGCAAAUGGGUACUUGGCAGGAAUUUAUUCCUUGAAAUGCUUUCACACUUUAUAAAGGUUGCAGGGCUAAAGCCAAGGUAUUAAUAUCCGACUGCCCUGGGAACAAUUUUUUUAACCUGGGGUGCUGAUGUAAAAUUUGAAAAAGCUCCCCCCCCCAAAAAAAAAAAAAGGUUUUCACUACAAAAUUAUUUAAUUAUGCUGCAUAUACUGUAGAGCGCUUAGAGACUUCUGACAAAGUAAGUUUAGGCGCUAUAUAAGCAAGUAUAAUUAUUAUGAUUAUUACAAAAUGGUGAUCAAACAGGUCCAGAGAGAUUUGAAACGCCAAAAAAAAGAAGAAGUAAAAGAAAAGGUUUUCACUACAGAAUGAAGGUAAUUUUAGUUACAUUUUCCAAUUAUUUACAUCCCGCUUCUCAGGGCCAUGCCUUUGGAAGCACAUAGGGACAUAAUGUGUGUACGCUAUACAAGAACUGCAUCAUUGUUAUCUUUUUAACAACUCUUUUUGAGACAAAGAUUUAAAGCUGACAAAAAGUCAUGCUUUGAUGCCAAUGUGCAUAUUACUAGCAGGUUAUAUAUUAAAUAUGCAAUCUCAUUAAUGAAUAGGUUUGAAUGGGUUUCUAAUUCAGUAACAAUUUUCAGAUGUGCGAAUGUGGAGAUCAGCUACCGUAUACAAAUGAGAAUUUGUCCAUUUUUCUUAUAAAUGUGUGUGAAUUACCUUGAAAUGCUGAUGAUACAACAUUUACUCCUGUGAAAUCUGCUACUGUCUUCAUAUCUCAGAGGGCACACAUGUAUGGUUAGAGUUAGGAUUGUAAUAGAACUGUUGGUUCAGAAUAAUGCAAAGAUAAGGAUGAGGGUCUUUUAUAUAGUGUUGGAGCUAAGAUUUUAUGUUUGGCUAAACAUGCAAAUUUUCUAUUGUAGGAAUAGUCUCCAGAGCAAAAGCUGUCAUGGAAGCGAAAUGUUGCAAUUUCACAUCAUUUCUUCAAUAGCUGAAAGAAUGUUCACCGAAUAUCUAUAUUUUCAAUAGAUGUACCGUGA